Molecule: messenger RNA, 1239 nt
Organism: Contarinia nasturtii (swede midge)
Lineage: Eukaryota; Metazoa; Arthropoda; Insecta; Diptera; Cecidomyiidae
Gene: CtsB
Product: cathepsin B
Exons: 7
Coding region: 128-1135 (335 amino acids)
Biological process (GO): regulation of catalytic activity
Cellular component (GO): lysosome
Molecular function (GO): cysteine-type endopeptidase activity
Source: RefSeq, a predicted model, not a curated record
CUUUGUUGUGAAAAUAGAAUGCAAGUCACAGUUUGAUCUCGAAAGUGAUUAGUGUUUUCUGCGUAUUAAAAUUUAUUUGCAAACUCAAAGUUCAUUAAGAGAAUUGAAAAAGUUUUAAACGAUCAAAAUGCGAGCAAUUUGUAUUUUGUUGGUUUUUACCUUAGCAACUGUACUUGCUGAUGGUAUUGAUGACCCAUUAUCCGAUGAAUUUAUUGAAAUUAUUAAUCAAAAAGCAACUACAUGGAAGGCCGGCCGAAAUUUUCAUUCAUCGACACCAAAAACUUACCUACAGAGUUUGAUGGGCGUACAUCCGGAUUCGAAAAACUAUCUAAAUGAGCCAAAAAUGCUAUCCAGCAUUCGUGCCGAUUUACCGGAAAACUUUGACUCACGAGUCAAUUGGCCUAACUGCCCGACUAUCCAAGAAAUUAGAGAUCAAGGCAGUUGCGGUUCCUGCUGGGCAUUCGGUGCGGUUGAGGCAAUGAGCGACAGAGAAUGUAUCCAUAGUGGUGGCAAGUCAAAUUUCCGUUAUUCGGCAGAAGAUCUUGUGUCAUGUUGUCAUACUUGCGGCUUUGGUUGUAAUGGAGGCUUUCCUGGAGCAGCUUGGAGCUAUUGGGUGCACAAAGGUAUUGUUUCGGGUGGUGCAUAUGGCUCUCAUCAAGGCUGCCAACCGUAUCAAAUAGCACCAUGCGAACAUCAUGUCAACGGUACCCGUGGACCUUGCGAAGGAGAAGGUGGAAAAACUCCAAAAUGCGCGAAACAAUGCAACAGUGAUUAUACCGUUCCAUACAAUAAAGACAAACAUUACGGUAAAAAAUCAUAUUCAAUCGGAAAGAAUACAGAUGAAAUUCGUCAAGAAAUCUAUGAAAACGGACCAGUCGAAGGAGCAUUCACAGUUUUUGAAGAUUUACUUAGCUACAAAUCAGGUGUUUAUCAACACGUACAUGGAAAAGCACUUGGCGGUCAUGCAAUUCGAAUUUUGGGUUGGGGCGUAGAGAAUGGCGUCGAUUAUUGGUUAAUUGGCAACUCAUGGAACACCGACUGGGGUAACAAUGGCUUCUUUAAAAUUCUCAGAGGUCAUGACCAUUGUGGCAUUGAGUCUGAAAUAUCUGCUGGUCUUCCGGCAAACUCAAAUUAAUAUGAACAUUCAACUGUUCUUAUCUCUUCUCAUUUUGAUAGCAAUGAGUUUUGUAGAAAAAAAUUAAUAAAUAAAUGAUAAUAAAUUUGGACUGACUUUCUAAA